Molecule: messenger RNA, 2830 nt
Organism: Talpa occidentalis (Iberian mole)
Lineage: Eukaryota; Metazoa; Chordata; Mammalia; Eulipotyphla; Talpidae
Gene: HIGD1C
Product: HIG1 hypoxia inducible domain family member 1C
Exons: 5
Coding region: 853-1266 (137 amino acids)
Biological process (GO): mitochondrial respirasome assembly
Cellular component (GO): mitochondrion
Source: RefSeq, a predicted model, not a curated record
UGGCGCUGUCCAGGGUGUGCUGGGCUCCGGCUGCUCUGUGGGGCUCGGCCGUCACCCGUGGACCUUGUGUCGCCCGCAGGCUGCAACUUCUCCGCUGCGGCCGCGCCUGGGGAGCCCCUCGGUAUCUGUGUCCUAGGCAACUACUGGUGUUUCCUCUAACCAUCCGCUGAGCAUGAUGCAAGUGGAGACUUUGCAGAUGUGUCUGUUCUGAUCCGGGCUUUGUUCUCAAGGAACAUCAGGAGACAGACAGCAGGAGUGGGGUGAGUAAAGGUACUGUGCUUUGUCCCGUACCACUUUACAUUUUCUGAUGCUCAUUCUUGGAUGAAGUCAUCAUAUUUGAAAUGUUGGGUUGAAAUAGGCUGCUUGGAUAUCAGACCGUAUUGUGAUUGUAGUUUCUCACGUGAAUUUCCUCAUCAUCCUGGGUAGACAAGGACUGUUUCCAUUGUCUAGCACAGCCCCUGGCUUCUAUGGGGGUGUUUGGUAAAUAAUCUCAGCGUCUCGUACCGACCUGCACAUUUUGCAAAGUUGGAGUGAUCCUUUUCCCUUCACCUGUAAAUCUGGAGGGAUUUUUCCCUGUGUUGGCACUGCCAUCGUUGUUUUAAAUGCAAUUUUGGGAAAGAAACUGUGUUCUUCGCCUUUGUGGCAGAAGUACUGACGUUUGAGAUGAUGUCAAGUGCUGAGCCAUUCAAGGAGACUGAAGGACACGAUUGUGAUCUGUGUGUUUACUGUUUUCAUGGAAUUAUCACUUUUCUUUUGCUCCAUCUUCCCAACAAAAUGAAAAGAUUCCAUCAUGAAAAGUGUGAAGGGAAGAUGAGUGUUCAUUUCAGCUGAGCAGGCAGGCAUGUCAAGCAAAUGAAGGCAGAAGAAAACAUAAUCAGGAGUACAUUGGGAGUACAUUGGGAGAGGGUCAAUAGAGUCUUCUUAAUGGUUCACAGCAACCAUGUUUAUCCCUUACUGUUGCUAGAGAGAACAAUGUCUUCAGAUAACCAGUGGUCAGCAGAGGAAGAUGAAGGCCAGUUGUCCCGACUGAUCAGGAAAUCUAGAGACUCCCCCUUUGUCCCUGUAGGGAUAGCAGGCUUUGUCGCGGUGGUGUCCUAUGGUCUUUACAAGUUAAAGCACAGAAGAGAUCAGAAAAUGUCCAUUCAUCUUAUUCACAUGAGAGUUGCUGCCCAAGGAUUUGUUGUAGGAGCCGUGACUCUAGGUGUUCUCUAUUCCAUGUAUAAGGAUUAUAUCAGACCUCGAUUCUGCAAUGUGCCCAAAAAAUGAAGCUACAUCAAGAAAGACAAGAAGCUUUCUGAAAACUAGUUAUUAUGAAUGAAUUUUCAAUAUGUAGCAAAUGUAUGCUGCAGAGGUAUCAGAUAGAUUUCUCAUAGUCUUCAUAGUAAAUCUCAAUUGUCUAAGAAGUUAAUCUCUAAAUCAACCAGCAUAGGCAGUUCAAAAAUAUCUUUUGUGAUGUCUUUUCAAAUCUAGCACAUGAUUUUCUGACUUCUAAAUUUUUUAUUUUCUAGUUAACAGUAGAAAAUAAUCUACAUUAUGUCAAAGCAAGCUGAAAAUUAGGAGUUAGUUAUACAGUGACUACAGGAAACUUUUCUAUGACCAUGAGAAAGGUGACACUCUAUUCAUCACUUAGUGAAUGCAUCUAUCCUGGGGGAAAGUUUUCCCUGAAAUAAAUAAAGACAGUGUCUGACUUCCUUCUUGACUUCCUUCUUGACUUCCUUCUUGCUGUUCCUGGAGUCAAGGGUAACCCUGACAGGAAGGUGAAGUCUGGUGUUUGGGGAAGGAAAAUCGAAAACUAUGUCUGCAUUCUAGGCAUUAACCCACCGCUCUAUUAUAUUCACUCUUCUCCAUUUGCAUAAGUAAUUACUUACAUGUUGUCAUUUGUACCUCUCAUGAGGCCCAUCUAGUGCCACCAAGUAUUCAUAUUUGGUCAACACUGUGCUCUUUGGAAACAAAAAAAAUCCAACUGCUUUGUUCCACUAAGUAAAUAUUCUAGCUGAUGGACUGAACAUGUUCCAUGAAGGUCAGGAAAGCUGAGGACAGGUGGUAUAGAAAAGUUACCCUUCAUGAUGAUUACACAAUGAAAAGAUAUUUUUAAACAGCUACUGGAAAAAUUCCGUUCUCUGAAUAUAAGCACAACAUUGAAAAUAGAUUAAUGAAGUGUUUAAUGAGAAACUCACAGUACCUAGUAGGUACCAGGGUUGUUAACUUUUACUCUGAGAGAACUGUAGUAUUCUAUUUAUUGUUUGAAAAUAGUAACGCAAAGUAUUAAUAGUGGCCAUGCGUGAACACUCAUAAAUUGUAUUUAAAUCAAAAUGUAAAUUCAAAUUUGAAAAAAGGGAGUAUGAAAAUGCUCAUUUAUCCAUGUUAGCUUGGGUAGAGAGGGAGGGUCAUUGCAGGAAGACCCUAUAAAUAGAUAAUAUAGUGUUUGAAUUUGCAAAAUAUUUGUGCCAAAACUUUGGUGGCUUAAUAUAACGUUUGAAAUUGAGAAGGGUAUUUUUUUUUGAGAAGGGUAUUUUCAUGGCUACUGUAACCCCUGAUGUCUCACUUGCUAAUUAAACUAGUUUGUGUAAACUAUUAAUUAUGUGCCUGGAUAGACAAUGAUUACCUUUUAUAUUAGACUGACUCACAGUUAUGUAGCAGCAACUGCUUAGUAACAAUUACUUAAUUGCACCUUUCUGAAAUUCUGGAUAUGUAUUGUCAGAAAAUCAUUUUUGCAGGAGGGUGGAAUGGGGCCCAGUCCUUUAUUACAGAACUUGGGUCUCCAGCCAUAUCCCAUUCUGUGAUAUCUCUACUUGAGCUCCUCAGGUGCCAGAUGAAAGUGGGGUAGCUU